AUGCGAAAGAUCUGUUUCAUCAUUAUUGUUCUCGUACAUUGCUCAGCAGAAACUCAAACACUUGAUCCAGAAGCAAUAGUCAAUGUUCGAAUUGAAGGGGACGAAAAUACUAUUUUCGAAGCAUUCAUCUUAUCGAAGGUAAAGACAAUCACGACAUCAUCCGGUGGAACUCAUAGAUGCGAUGGAACCAACAACAAUGCGAGUGCAAUACCUGUUCCCACUAUGACAAGUAGUUUAGACAUAGCUGUGAGUCAAGAAGGUUUUACAUGGGAUGGGACAUAUUCUACACUUUAUGACGACUAUACAAUCGUACGUAUUGGAAAUACUUCUCGAACUAGUUCGAAAUUUUGGAGCACACUUGUCGAUUACGAAUUUACACAAGUUGGAGGUUGUCAACAAAAAGUGAAACAUGGUCAACAUCUUCUUUUUGCUUUCGAUGGUUUCAAUAAAGCACAUUUUCUCAAACUGGAAACGUUGAAUAGUAUCGUUCAAAUUGGAGAUUCUCUUACAGUGUUAGUUACCGAUGGACGAACUGGAGAACCAAUUCAUAGUGCAACUGUGGGCGGAAUGCUAACGAACGCUACGGGACACGCGCAAGUUACAUUUAAAAACUUAGGAGCACAGAGACUCAAAGCUGAACGUUCGGAUUCGAUCCGUUCUAACACGCUUGUGAUCAUGGUUACUGCGCGUAAAUAG
Molecule: messenger RNA, 696 nt
Organism: Adineta ricciae
Lineage: Eukaryota; Metazoa; Rotifera; Eurotatoria; Adinetida; Adinetidae
Source: the annotation of a GenBank genome assembly